AACCUUACAAUUAUACGAAACAAAGCCUCCAAAAAAUAUCUCAGUUUAUUUCAAAAAUUAGAAGUCUGAUGGUCAAGCUUCUAGAACAACUUCCAUCUUUACAAAAAAACUUCAGCAUCUUCACUCUUUCCUCUUGAAUCUUCAUACCUGAAUGAGAAAAAACACUUUUGUAAAUGAAACCAUAGAGCAUGUUUAAUAAAUUGCUCCAAAAUAUUUAAUUUUCAAAGCAUGUUUGAAUGUGCUCCUUCAGCUUUUGAAGUGACACGAUUCCCAAGGUGCAUAUGCAGAUCUGUCCAAGCUCUCACAAAAAGUUCCUUGAAAGGAAACCAGGUUUUUUUUUAAAUGUAUUCAACAACUGGCUUUUCUCCAUAUUGAACUUCAAAGAUUUGAGAGUUCUCUUUAAACUCUGACUCUGUUGUAGAAUCUAUAAUAGAAGACCAACAUGCCAUGAAAGAAUCCCAAUCACUCCCACUCUCAAAAUAAGACUUACACUUGGCCAAUAUAUUUUUCUCAAUAUGCCACACACAAAGGAGAUUUUUACUUGAUGGAAAUACAUUAGGGAUUGCAUUCAUGAGUGCUAAUUCUCUAUCUGUUACAAUAACAGAAGGAUGACAAUUAACACCCAAGAUGUCGCGAAACAUAUUCAAUGCCCAAACAUAGUCUUCUUUUUCUUCCUUCCUUAGAAAAGCAAAACACGAGUAAAAAGUUGUGUUGAAAGAAGACACCCCAAUAAUAUCCAACAACGGCAUCUUGUACCUAUUGGUCUUGUAAGUACAAUCCAUGACAAAGACGGUUGAAGGUUCGUGAUUAUGGACCGCAUUAAUAACCAUAAGUGACCAGGAUCCAUCACUUUUUCUUCUACCAUGAACUUCAAAGGGACAAUUUAUCAGACGAGAAGCAGUUUUUCUUUUUCGAGACCCUUCUGGUAUGUUAUAUCUAUUUCGAUAUAUUCCACCCCUAUCGCACCCAAUAUCGACACUUUUAUCUUUUUUUGACCGUCGUAUUGAUAUAACAUAACUAUGCUGAAUCAUAUGACUUCUAAUACAUUCAACAAGUUCAUCCCGACUUUGAAAUUUGCCUUUUAUAAUUUUACUCCAAUCGAUCGAAAAAAAAGGGCAUCUCUUGUUCUACUGUGUUUGAUACUUGAGUUUCCAAAUCAAUAAGUCUAUCCACAUCAUACAUAUAUGAGUUCUCAUCAAACUCUUCCAUUAAAAACACUCCGUAAAUUAUCCUGACACCAUAAAAAAUUACAAAUCUCAUCACAACACAAUUAGUUUAAUUAGAUAUCAUUUUGUUCAAUACCGUUCCCUUAAUAAAUGUAUUGAACAACUUGCACAAUAUAUUAUCUUCCAAAAAAUAUCAUAUUUAUUCAAUCCCUCUUUUCACGCAUAAAAAAAUGUCAUAUUUUAAUUAAAAACCUAACUUUAAUUAUAUCUAAUGUUUUUAAGUAUCUCAAAUAAGUUAAAUACCUUAAAAUUUAGUUUCACAUCCAAUAUACAAAUUAAUGAAUAAAAUAUCACGAGGAAUAAAAAAAUUUAGCAUCCACCUUGAUUGAAAUUUAAAUUGCUUACCUGGAAAUCAGAAUUGAUGUUCGAAUUCAACGGAAGAAGAGACUCGGCGUAAGUAAGAGUGAUUGAAGCAUGAAGAACAUAAAGAGGGGAAAUUCGUUUUUGAAGGAGACUAGGGAGAACAAGUAAUCGCUGUAUUUUUUUUUUUGGGAGGGGGGAUUUUUUCAAGCUAUUGAUUUAGAUAUAGGAUAAUAGGAAAAAGCUAUGUGUACACCACCCCUAUACACCAUCUCUCUGGCGAAGCAGGAAGCGGACAACUACCGGAAGACCAGCUCUUCUCCCAGAAUUCCUCCUUCGUCUUCCUCGUUCUUCUGCAGUGACAUCGCCUACUUCCCCUUCCUCCGUGUCCGAUGCAUCGGUGGAAGAUCCAACUUGGCGGAGACUUCAUCCUUCGUCUUCUUCGAGAUCUUCUGCACACCCUGAUCACCGUACAACAACAAAUUAAAGGUACUUGAAAGAUAUGUCAACUCAAUGAUAGUGAAUGUCUGUGAGUUUUAGAUUCAGACUCGUGUUCCCUUGUGGUUGCUUUUGGCGUGGAAGAUUGAACGUUGGAAGAUUGGAGAUAGUUGCUUUCGGAUUUCCAUUAUGUUAAGAACCCAUUUUGGGUUUUGGCGUAGGUGAUUGGCCUUGGUAUUUAAUUAAGUUUUUAAAAAAUAUAAAAUUAAGAACAUACUAUAAUGGUGGAAGAUUUUGUAUGCUAUAUUUGCAAUGUCAAUUGUACAAUUGUUUUCCUUUUGUUGGAAUUUGUUUUCACUGGUAGCUUGUAGAGGGUUAGGUAUUUGUAUUUUUUGAGGGGCUUUGGUUUAGUUCACUCAUCUCCUCUUGUAUUCUUUGUUGCAUUAAUCUCUUUGAAUACAACACUCACAGACAAUUAGUGUUUAUGGUUUAGCAUUCACAAAUAGUAAAUGUCUAUGAAUUCC
Messenger RNA from Cuscuta campestris, 2488 nucleotides. The record is from the annotation of a GenBank genome assembly. Lineage: Eukaryota; Viridiplantae; Streptophyta; Magnoliopsida; Solanales; Convolvulaceae.